Penicillium argentinense is the source of this 729-nucleotide messenger RNA. Its product is annotated as Calycin. The coding region runs from base 1 to 729 and encodes 242 amino acids. The transcript has 3 exons. The record is from RefSeq and is a predicted model, not a curated record. NCBI's taxonomy places the organism in Eukaryota, Fungi, Ascomycota, Eurotiomycetes, Eurotiales, Aspergillaceae.
AUGGUGUCCCGAAUCAUUUCCAGUCCUGCAUUAGUGUGGAUGUGGAGUGUGGGUUGGGAGGAGGAGGAGGAGGAGGAGGAGGAGGAGGAGGAGGAGGAGGAGGAGGAGGAGGAAGAGGGAAAACUGGCGGAGCUCCACCGAGAGAUGUCCAUCCGACAAAUGAGGUCUUUAUUGGGACAUGUCACCCACUCAAGACUUCCGUUGUGGAAGGGCAAGCGCAACGUCAAUAUGACCUGCAAGGAGAUCGAGUCUUCCGGGGUGACAAAGAUCGAUGACCUGGUGCAAUACCAGGCAGUUGGCUCUGACAAGGUUAAAUCUGUUCAUGGCCCCCGGGAAUCAAACCCGGACUGGGAGUGUCUUGGAUUUGGCCAUGCGGAGGAUGGCACCCAGUCGGUGGUCACAUAUUUUGCCAAAAUUCUUUUCACUUCUGCUGAGAUCGACGUUUACUCGAGGAAGAAAGAAGGGCUCCCUCAGGAUACAAUCAACCAAAUCCUCAAAGCUCUCAAGGAUCUCGAAGUCAAGGAGAUCGCCAAUCUCGCAGAGAGAAUAUUCCAACCCCGAGACCGUGGCGAUGCUUGUCUGCCAGCCGCGCUUAUUGGCCUUGUUCAGAGGCCACGCAAUGACGCCUCACGCCAGAAGCUCAUGUUUAUUUUCUGCAUGAAGGUUUUCAAAAUGAAAGUCGUGGUCCGGAUUGGUGCCAGGGCGGUUGCAGAUUACGGCGCCCUUUGA